CUCCUUUUUUUUUCCUUUUGUUUUUGAGUUUAGGAUUAUGGAACAAUUUCUGUGUGAUGUAUAUCAGUGUCUGAUUUCCUGAUCUCUGUUUUAUUCUCUAUUCAUGUAAAUUGUCCCUUUUCUUGACCUUUUUCAUAAGGUCAAAUGCAGCAGGGAUCAAGAUUUGGCUGAACGGUGUCUAGCUGCACUUACUGAAUGUGCUGCCAGUGGAGAUGGGAAUAUUCUGGCUCUUGCAGUGGAUGCAGCUCGUGCAAGAUGUACAGUUGGAGAAAUCACAGAUGCUAUGAAAAAGGUGUUUGGUGAACAUAAAGCUAAUGAUCGUAUGGUGAGUGGAGCCUAUCGCCAGGAAUUUGGAGAAAGUAAAGAGAUAUCAUAUGCUAUCAAGAGGGUUAAUAAAUUCAUGGAACGUGAAGGUCGCAGACCUCGUCUUCUUGUGGCAAAAAUGGGACAAGAUGGACAUGACAGAGGAGCAAAAGUUAUCGCUACAGGAUUUGCUGACCUUGGUUUUGAUGUGGACAUAGGUCCUCUUUUUCAGACUCCCCGUGAAGUGGCCCAGCAGGCCGUGGAUGCAGAUGUGCAUGCUGUGGGUGUGAGCACACUUGCUGCUGGUCAUAAAACCCUGGUUCCUGAGCUCAUCAAAGAGCUCAACUCCCUGGGACGGCCAGAUAUUCUUGUCAUGUGUGGAGGGGUGAUACCACCACAGGAUUAUGAAUUUCUUUUUGAAGUUGGAGUUUCCAAUGUAUUUGGUCCUGGGACUCGAAUUCCAAAGGCUGCCGUUCAAGUGCUUGAUGAUAUUGAGAAGUGUUUGGAAAAGAAGCAGCAAUCUCUGUAACAUCCUGUUUUUGUGUUAGCUUUUUUCUAAAAUAGUCUUUCAGUGACAAUCAGAGAGUAAAACCAUGUCUUCAGUUUAAUUCAACACUUGAUAUGUGCUUUCUUGAAAGCUUUACAUUAAAAUACCUGACUUAUAAGAA
Messenger RNA from Leptonychotes weddellii (Weddell seal), 971 nucleotides. Lineage: Eukaryota; Metazoa; Chordata; Mammalia; Carnivora; Phocidae. The record is from RefSeq and is a predicted model, not a curated record.